GCCCUCUUUGUUAGUUGUUGAAAGUGAAUAUGGAAUAACAUAUGAGAAAUCAUGACAUUGCUGAAAUGAACCUGUACUUUUCAACUUAUUCCCACUCAGGUUUUAGUUCAGCACUCUUUAGCUAGUAAUCAAAACUAAAUUAUUUAUCUUUCAGUUCAAAAUAAGAGACCCUACAUAAUCCCGUUCUGUACUCCCGUUCCUAACAAAGAGUCCUUUUUUGUAAAGAGGAAUAUAAUUUGCGACACACAUGUGGCCGCCACACGCAUACACAUUAUAGUUAUGCCUUGUUAUGAUAAAAAAUGUUUAUUGUCCUCUCUCUUUUUUCUUAUAAUAAAUAAUUAAAAAUUGUACAUUAGUGAAAUUUAACUUUUUUUGGAAGCGGUGAGGAGGUAGUAGUACUUGUUAAUUGGGAGAGAGAAAACAGGAGCGGGGCAGAUUGACAUGGUACAGUUUAUAUAUAUAUAUAUAUAUAUAUAUAUAUAUAUAUAUAUGAUAUAUCCAGGUGAGAGCUAUAAUUGUGGAGAAACAAUAGAUGCAUCCAAGUUUGCAGAAGAUCCUGCUUUGCCACCAAGAACACAAAAGAUCACCUCAUUUGUUGAUGAUGAGCAGAAGUCCUCGAGUAUGAAAGCUGCCAUUCCUACUCAAGCAUACCGCUGCAAGAAAUGUAGGAGGAUAGUUGCACUGCAAGACAAUGUUGUUGAUCAUGUUCCUGGAGAGGGUGAAUCGGCUUUUGCAUGGUCUAAAAGGAGAAAUGGCUUUCCUUUUGACAAAGGAGACGACAAUGAGUGUUCAUCCCUCUUUAUUGAGCCUCUUCAGUGGAUGACAACAGUUGGAGAGGGUGCUCUGGAAGGAAAGCUCUCCUGCAUCCAUUGCAAGGCUCGACUUGGCUACUUCAAUUGGUCAGGCAUUCAGUGCAAUUGCGGAAGUUGGAUCACCCCUGCCUUUCAGCUCCACAAAAGCCGGGUGGACCUCAGCACUUUGUGAAAUUUCAUCACAUGUGAGAUAGGCAUCGCCCUGCUGCAGAGAUGUAAUUGGGCUACCAAGAGAGCCGAAAGGAGGAAGGUUACAUUGCCUCUGGACAUAUUGGUCAUCCCCAAAACCUUCUGUUCCUUUUCAGAAUUCACUCCGAUAAUAAUCUGAGACUUUUCUUGGUUGAUAUAUAAUCUUGUUGUUUGGUAGAAUUAACAGGAUCCUGACUAUAGAGUUCUCAUCACUCCUCAGACUACAACCAAUUCAUCAGCAAAACAAAAGUUAAUAAGUUUUAACUCUUUGCACAUGAGAUGUUGUUCUGAAUCUACCAUCAUGCGCAUAAAGCUUGUACAUAUCU
Messenger RNA from Cuscuta campestris, 1327 nucleotides. NCBI's taxonomy places the organism in Eukaryota, Viridiplantae, Streptophyta, Magnoliopsida, Solanales, Convolvulaceae. The record is from the annotation of a GenBank genome assembly.